This is a messenger RNA of Equus caballus (horse), 423 nucleotides long. It is a transcript of the gene S100A6, whose product is annotated as S100 calcium binding protein A6. Gene Ontology annotation, cellular component: perinuclear region of cytoplasm; nucleus. Gene Ontology annotation, molecular function: calcium ion binding; S100 protein binding; calcium-dependent protein binding. The record is from RefSeq and is marked provisional. Lineage: Eukaryota; Metazoa; Chordata; Mammalia; Perissodactyla; Equidae.
CCGCUCCGUCUGCGCUUCGCUGCGGCCCCGGCUCUGAGUCCAGCCUUCAGCCAUGGCGUGCCCCCUGGAUCAGGCCAUCAGCCUCCUCGUGGCUAUCUUCCACAAGUACUCCAGCAGGGAGGGCGACAAGAACACCUUGAGCAAGGGUGAGCUGAAGGAGCUGAUCCAGAAGGAGCUCACCAUUGGCGCUGAGCUGGAGGACUCGGAAAUUGCAAAGCUGUUGGAUGACCUGGACCAGAACAAGGACCAGGUGGUGAACUUCCAGGAAUAUGUCACCUUCCUUGGGGCUUUGGCUAUGAUAUACAAUGAAGUCCUCAAGGCCUGCAGUUAAGUUGGCAAAGUGGAGACACACUCUAGUGGGCUUGUCUGAGUCAAAUCCAGUGGUUGUUAAUUGUACAAUAAAUAUUCUUUUUGGUCGAAUCU